Molecule: messenger RNA, 1164 nt
Organism: Peronospora farinosa
Lineage: Eukaryota; Oomycota; Peronosporomycetes; Peronosporales; Peronosporaceae
Source: the annotation of a GenBank genome assembly
AUGACGACCUCAGGUACAUCCGCUGCUUCAUUUGAUUCGGACAUCACAAAGGCACUGUUCUGUCACUGCUGUCAAGUGGCCUGUCAUCGCUUUCGUCCUGCCCGACCCUGCAGCUUUUGCCACAUGCUUGUAUGUCCAUUUUGUUCAUGUGGUACGGAGCCCCAUGUACUGUGCAAAGACUGUCAGCCUCAAGUACGUGGCGCUCAACCGACGUUCUCCUUCCGGCAUCUCUUAUGGCGUUUUAAGAUGCUGCCAUUCGGUUGCCAUGGCGAGAAGUGGCUCUAUCUAGUACGCAAACGUCAGACUUGUGUGGUACCUACAGAACUUAAAGGAGAUGAAUAUCAAUGGCUGGUGCAUCAAUUGCCGAAACAGCAUAGAGUUUCUGGGACAUAUUUGGAGCAAGUACGGACACUUAACAGGGAUGUCGAUCGUACAUUUCAGCAGCUGCAGAUACGAAUUAUCAACGCAAAGCGAUCAAACUUUUUAGUCAAGUCACUGUAUUCACCGUCUGAAUUUAUGACGUGGAAAUCUACCACGCAUCAGCUGUUGAGCAUGUUCCUGAUGCUCAAACCUCAAAUCGGAUACUGCCAGGGUAUGACGUCUAUGGCAGCGGUACUCGUUCAAGAGUCCAAGAUGAAUGGUGAGAUUGCGUUCCGGUUGUUCCUGGCUUUAACGGAAAAGUACAGACUGGACAACGUCUAUGGUCCCGACAUGAAAGAUGUGAAUCUUCGCUACUUUCAGCUCGACGAAGCAUUAAGGCUGCACUUACCACGUCUGCAUGCCCACCUGUCGGAACACGAUAUUCAUCCGUCGACCUACGCAUCUUCCUGGAUCCUAACGUUGUUUACUGAGUGUAAGCUGUUCCAUCACCGCUAUGCCAUCGCUUUCCUAGAAUUGUUCUUUGAGUUUGGCUGGAAAGUAUUUUUUCAGACUUGUUUAGCUAUCUUUAGUACUAUUGAGGCUCCACUGUUACGGAGGUCAUCUUCCGAGGAAAUAUUUACUUACAUAUCCAAGGUCACGUGGUUCUAUCGACACAAGGCCGAUAAUGAUCUUAACCGAUUCUUUGCGACUGCAAGGACGUUCAAUAUCUCAAGCUCUUUCCUGGCCGUGUUGCAAGGCGAAUACUCGACUGAGGCCAGCAUGAGCAUGAACGAAUACGACUGA